Phyllopteryx taeniolatus (common seadragon) is the source of this 2956-nucleotide messenger RNA. RefSeq names its product trafficking protein particle complex subunit 14 (gene trappc14). The coding region runs from base 199 to 1863 and encodes 554 amino acids. Gene Ontology annotation, molecular function: alpha-tubulin binding. Gene Ontology annotation, cellular component: TRAPPII protein complex. The record is from RefSeq and is a predicted model, not a curated record. Lineage: Eukaryota; Metazoa; Chordata; Actinopteri; Syngnathiformes; Syngnathidae. The transcript has 9 exons. Gene Ontology annotation, biological process: cilium assembly.
AUCGAUUAACCACUCUGCUGUUUUAUCAGCAAAUGGUCCUCAGCUGGGAAGUAACCGUAGGCUUUUUGGUUGCUUUGUCUUCCUUCCGACAUUUUGCUAAACUCGUCUUGGCAUUUUCGAAACAACCGCCUCCCCGUGUUUGUUCACAUGGCAACAUAUGGCUAAGCAGCUCCACUUGUUUUUAUUUCAUCGCCGGUCAUGGAGUCGCCGCUGUUUGGACACACAGUUUAUUUUCCCGUCGCGGGUGAGGCGGCGGACCCGGCGAAGUGCGACACUCUUCCGCAGAGAACGCACUUCUACCUCGGGGAGAGAGUCUAUUUUCUACUGGUUCUGCGUCAAGGAAGUUUGUUGAGGGCAAAGCAAAUGGACGACUUGUUCGCCGUGGCGACCGUUGGCGCCCAGCUCGACGCUAAUGAGAGCGUCGAAGAAGAAGGAGAAGCGGAGGAGGACCGCAGAAGAAGAAGCGGCCGAGCAGAACACCGGAAGUUCGUCGAGUGCUGCCCGCUUCUCGGCCACAGCAAUGCACGUCAUAGAAUGGAACCGGUCAAGUCGACGCCGUUGUCAGAAGAACAGGUUUCCUUCCGCCUUACGGUUUGUUUGGACGAGCUUCCGGUCAACACGGUCCGAGCCGAGAUUGUCGUGAGCGUGUGGGAGCGAGACGAAGACCUUGCGGUGUCGAGUCCGCACGGCUGCCUCGGUCUCCUGCAGCUCCGCUCGCCCGCGCGCGCUUUCGGGGACCACCUCAACAAAUUCAAGGCACAGGUCGGCGCCACGCUGAACGUUCUGCCGCCCCCCGCCGUCGGGUGUCGGCAGCUGACCGUCUCCGGAAAACACCUGACGCUCCUCAAAGGUCUGGCGCGUUUGCGAGCUCCCGGCUUGACGGCCGCCCUCUCGCCCUCAGUGCUGAACGGCGGCUCUCGAGACGAGCUUUGCAUCGCAGACGCGAGGGUCCUUCCCGACUUCAACUCGCGCUACCUUCCCAUGAUGCCCGACGGUUCCGUUCUUCUCGUCGACAACGUCUGCCACCAAUCGGCCGAGGUGUCCACGGCGUCGUUCUACCGCGUGGAGAGCGAGCGGUCGCGCCUCCCGAGCUCGCUCGGCGCCCUGGAGGAGCACAACUUCCUGUUCCGGCUGCAGCUCCGGGACAAAGACGACGGCCGGUCCUGUGAGGGUUUGGAAGUCCCCCUGGUCGCUGUGUUACGAUGGCGCCCGUCAACGGCCCCCGACACGAGACACAUAUCCACGUUUUACUCGCUGCCCAGCAUCCGCUUGAAUCGUCCUCGACUGGUGAUGACCGCUUCCUGUCCGAGCGCCGUCAGGCCUCGCGAGAGCUUCCCAGUCAAGUACACCCUGACGAACGACCUGCACGACUUCCUGUCCGUUCGGCUGCGCUGGAAUUCUGAGGGUGAGCUCUCCCGGCCCGGGUGCGAGCCUCCGUUUUCGUCCUCUCUUUGUGCAGCCGACGGACGCGGAGGCCACCGGGCCCCUGAGGCGGCGGCGGUGUGCCGGUCUCCCUUCACCGACCUGGGACGAUGCCGGAAGGGCUCCAGCAUCUCUUUCACCGCCACCUUCCAAAUCCUCGGAACGGGACUCUUUGAGCUAAGCCAGCACAUGAAACUGAAGCUCCGGUUCACGGCGCCGCCCGAGGAGCCCCGCUCGCCGGCCGACGGCGGCGCGGGACGAUCCCUGAGCUUCUCCCACCGCCCGCCGCCUUCCAGACCGCAACACGUCAGGACGGGCAGCGCGGCGGAGCGUCCGUUCGGCGGUCCCGCUGACGCGCCUCCCGAGCAGAGCCUGAUUUCCCCGGACAAGGUCGCUAAAAGACCGUGUAAGGUGUUUGUGCUGGAGCACAUCAGCAGGUAAAGAAAAGACAUUUUCAGUCGGGCGCUGCUGCAUUGGCGGCCAUUUUGGUCAAAUGGCCUUCCCUUCAUCCAUUCGCUCGUUAGGGCGCGCUUCCACACGCGGCUCAAUUUUGCCUUCCGACCUCAGGACACGUUGACACGUGCGGCCCAUUCAAACAUGUUUUCUAUUAUAGAGUGGGAUACAUCAACCCAGCUAAAGUCUUUACACUGUUUUUUUUUUGUAUUCUCUAUUUAUUUUAUUUAUUUGUAAUCAUUUGAAUUUGUUCUACUCAUUUCAAAUGCUUGAUACAGUGUGCAUAGCACAUAAAUCCACGUUUACCUGCUUAGAUUUUUUGAAAUUUAUCAAAAUGUAAAAUUUCUCGUUAAUGAGUGACUUGUCGAUCUUAUCUCUAUCAUUUAUUCUCUGAAUAUUUUGACGUAUUUUCCUGUAAAACCAAUAUUUAGCUUUUGCACAUGAGAUUAUAUUUUGGGUAAAUUACAACUAUUCUAAUAUUAGCUUUUUUCCCCCCACAUAAUAUGUCUUUAUUUUCAUACUUAAAACAUCGCCAUACAAUUCCGACUUUCUCUUAAGACUAAAAAUGACAAAGAUAAGACAAAUAUUCUCAUCAAAUUAUGACUUAACUGUCGUAAUACUAUUUAUUUUUGAUGUCAUUUCCAGAAUGAUUAUUUCGGUGUGUUCGAAUCAUUUCAUUGCUUGAAAUACUGUUUUGAAAUGUAUAUUUAAGGUUAAAUAGCACGUCGAGCCACCGUUACCCGCUUACGGACAUAUUUUCUCGUAUUAGGUCAACGUUUUUUUUUUAUUGUAAAAUUAUGACCGUCACAAAACAUUUUUGUUUACAACAUCUCAAUGUUUUAUUUUUUUCUAGUAUAAAAAAUUGCAUCUGUAUUUCAACUUUUAUUUUUUUGCUUGGUACAUCAUUUUGAAAUGUAUAUUUAAUGAUAAUUAGAAAAAUAAGCCAUGUUUACCAGCAAAGCAAUGUGCAUUUUUGUUGUUUGUCUAUUUUAAGAAUCAAAAUGUGAAUUUCGUUUCCUUUUUUUGGAAACGCAUGUCAGUAAAUUGAUAAAUAAAAGAAACCCAAAAGGUUGACUUAACA